UGGCGCCUGACCCGGCUUCAUACGAACAUAGCUAUGGCAGAGAGGAGACGUGCUGCAGGUAGCUCUCCGGUACCCCGGCCUCCUCCGCGGCAGACCAGCGAGGCAGAUUUUCUGCUUCAGGCUGGAGUGCGGACAAUGAUGAGAGAAGCUAUCCUCAAAUUAUUAGAAGCCCGGCCGGAGGAUCCAGUAGCCUUCCUGGCCGAUUACUUUGGGAAGAUCGGGCAGGGCCCUGCAGGUGCAGCUGCGGCUGCUGAUCGGGGUCUGCAGCUACUAGGACAACAACGCUUAGGCCGCGCCCUGUGGUACCUCAAGCUGGCUCAUCACUCCCAGAGGACUGCUUUUAAUAACAAUCUAAGCAUGGCUUAUGACUGCCUCAGUGCCGGAGGAAAGAAAAAAAAGCCAGGUUUGAAUGGCAAGACUCACACCGACUUACUGACAAAGAUUUGCCAGGAAGGUGAUCUACCUAAAGAGAUUGUAUCUGCUCUCCUAAAUAAGAUACAGUGCCGAGACCACGAAGCUGUGCCGUUUGAUGUCUUCCGUUAUGGAGUAGUGAUCUGCUUUGUGUUGCUGGAGUUCAGAUCUAAGGCAGACACUUUGUUCAACAUUCUAGAUGAGGAUAGUCAAUCAGACCAAAGAGUUUGUCAGACCGUACUGAACACUUUGGAAGAAGCUUUGGUUGCCAGUGACUUAUCAAUCCCUGCUAGCUAUUUAGAAGCUGGGUCAAAACUAGGACCCGAUUGUUUGGCCAUUGCCAUGGACCGUGCCCUUCUAGGUAAAAAAACAGGUGUCCAUAUGAGCCGCAGUGAUUUUUUAAAAGAAGCCUGUUCCCUUUUUCUUGAUAAAGUCAAACAAGUUAGUUGAACAAGUUCUGGUCUUCUUUAUGCUUUAUUCUCAGCAAAAUGCUGCUUUCAUCAGUUCCACCUUGCACCUCCACAGGAAAU
Molecule: messenger RNA, 941 nt
Organism: Nanorana parkeri
Lineage: Eukaryota; Metazoa; Chordata; Amphibia; Anura; Dicroglossidae
Gene: TPGS1
Product: tubulin polyglutamylase complex subunit 1
Exons: 2
Coding region: 34-861 (275 amino acids)
Biological process (GO): protein polyglutamylation
Molecular function (GO): microtubule binding
Source: RefSeq, a predicted model, not a curated record